Messenger RNA from Loxodonta africana (African savanna elephant), 14150 nucleotides. It is a transcript of the gene DDB2, whose product is annotated as damage specific DNA binding protein 2. The coding region runs from base 184 to 1578 and encodes 464 amino acids. The transcript is spliced from 11 exons. Gene Ontology annotation, molecular function: damaged DNA binding; protein binding. Lineage: Eukaryota; Metazoa; Chordata; Mammalia; Proboscidea; Elephantidae. The record is from RefSeq and is a predicted model, not a curated record. Gene Ontology annotation, cellular component: Cul4-RING E3 ubiquitin ligase complex; nucleus. Gene Ontology annotation, biological process: DNA repair; response to UV.
CUCAGCAGAGGCCUGGCAACGCCACAGCUGAAGAGGUUCAAGUUUAGUGACCUAGCGCUGCCGGCCGUCUUUACUUCUGGCAGUCAGCUGACUUGGACUAGAACAGGCCCAUCACAGGCCUCUCAGUCCGCGUUCCAUGAUCUCGGCAUAGGGUCGCGAGUACUCCAUCACCCGGAAGACGCGAUGGCUCCCAGGAAACCUCCAGAAACCAAGAAGACCCUUGAAGUUCCUAAGUGCCCCAAGGGCAAGAGGAGCAGAAGUCCUCAGGAGCUGGAGCAAGAGGCCAAGAAGCUCUUUGUGAAGGGUCCCGGUUCUAGCAGAAGAUAUGACUCAGGCUGUCUUUGGGCGGGAUUGGCUAAUCUGCAGGUUCUGUCGCCAUACACCAGCAUCGUCAGGGCCCUCCACCAGCAUAAGCUGGGCAAAGCUGCCUGGCCGAUGCUGCAGCAGAGUCUCCAGCAGUCCUUUUUGCACUCUCUGGCUUCUUACCGGAUAUUCCACAAGGCCGCCCCCUUUGACAGGAGGGCCACAUCCUUGGCAUGGCAUCCAACUCACCCCAGCACCCUGGCUGUAGGUUCCAAAGGGGGAGAUAUCUUGCUGUGGAACUUUAAUACAAAGGACAAACCCACCUUCAUUAAAGGGAUUGGAGCUGGAGGGAGCAUCACAGGGCUGAAGUUUAACCCUCUCAAUACCAACCAGUUUUUUACCUCCUCAAUGGAGGGAACAACUAGGCUGCAAGACUUUAAAGGCAACACUCUCCGAGUUUUUACCAGCUCAGGCACCUGCAACCUCUGGUUCUGCAGCCUGGAUGUGUCUGCCGGAAGCCGAGUGGUGGUCACAGGAGACAACGCAGGGCAAGUGGUCCUGCUGAACAUGGACGGCAAGGAGCUUUGGAAUCUCAGACUGCACAAAAAGAAAGUGACCCAUGUGGCCCUGAACCCAUGCUGUGAUUGGCUCCUGGCCACAGCCUCCGUAGAUCAAACAGUGAAAAUCUGGGACCUGCGCCAGGUUAGAGGGAAAUCCAGCUUCCUCUCCUCGCUGCCACACAGGCAUCCUGUCAACGCAGCUUGUUUCAGUCCUGAUGGAGCCCGGCUCCUGACCACUGACCAGAACAGCGAGAUCCGGGUUUACUCUGCCUCCCAGUGGGACUGCCCCCUGGGCCUGAUCUCACACCCUCACCGCCACUUCCAGCACCUCACGCCCAUCAAGGCAACCUGGCAUCCUCGGUACAACCUCAUUGUUGUGGGCCGGUACCCAGAUCCUAAUUUCAAAAGCUGUACUCCCCACGAAUUAAGGACGAUCGAUGUGUUUGAUGGAAGCUCAGGGAAUAUGAUGUGUCAGCUCUAUGACCCAGAAUAUUCUGGUAUCAUUUCGCUCAAUGAGUUCAAUCCCGUGGGGGACACGCUGGCCUCUGUGAUGGGUUAUCACAUUCUCAUUUGGAGCCAGGAGGAAGCUGGGUUACGGAAGCGAGAGACAAUCACAAAGGUGUGUGCCAAGCAAGGGCUUGGAGCCACAAAUGGGAACAAGUCCUGUGAGAAGAGGCAGUUAUCUGUUAAAGGGCUAAAAGUAUACAAGUCUUAGGGUUGGAGCAGGGGCACUGUGGCAUAGGGCACUGUGGGACUGGGCCACUGGCAUGUUACUCUCUGGAUCUAGCUCUGGAAACUUUUGUAGAGUUGGUGACCCAGCUGCAUCAAGGGUCCCUGCUAUAUCUAUCUUGGAGCCAAGCUUAUCCUGGAUCCAAGGUCCUUUCUCUCUGAUGUGCAGAGGCAGGGUAUCGGGUAUUGUUUUUUAGUUUUUUCUCACUGUUGACAUGGCCAAUAAACUGUAUCUAUCCAGUUGAGAGCUUCUGUGUGGAUCUUUUAGCAACGACCCGGUCGAAGGGCUCCUUGGGUCCCAGAAAAGGCACGGAAACAGCACUAAGUGUCCAAAACUUUCAUUCUCUGGAAGCUGCUUCAGCCUAUUCUGGACCAUAGUCUAGAGCUGUCAGGCUCACAACCUGCAUUUUCUUAGGUCCCUGGAGACCCCAGCCCAGCUUAGAGGGGUGGUAGCUUCAGGACCCUGUAUGCCAGCCCCAACUCCACCCCCACCAAGUACAGACACCCUUCAGACCUGCUCAAGCUGGAGGGGUGACAAAGAUGCCUGACGCAUUAUGUCUGAGUAUAAUGGUGGCUUCAGGUGGAAAAAGGGAAAUUUGACUGGCUAUUGGAUGACCCAGGUCCUCAGCGGCCAUGUUUACACCCCCAGCGUUGCGUCAUUUUCCCACUAAAAUAAGCACUGAGAGGUGAGACUGUGCCCUCUGAACCAUUUCCCAAAGCCUCCGGGUUGGCAGAGAAAGCGCUGAGCUUGAUGGAGGGUCAGGACAGAUCAAGUACCAACUCCUUCAGUUUUUUUUGUCCCAAGUCCUGGGUGGAACCUGAAUUCUUAUCUUCAUCUCAAGCCCUUAGGGAGUACAAAGGAGGCAAAUCCUGUUCAGAGAAAGCCACAAGGUCCAACAGAGUACUUGGUAAACAUCAGGCACAUGAAUGCUGAGUGAUAGGUGCCAGGGGCCCAGUCAAGCCCCACUUGUUCAUCUAGGCUGGGGUCAUCAGAGAGUAGCCCAACCUAGGGUCUCCUGUCCAUGGGCUGGGGAGCAUCAACAGUCAGGAGCAAGGGCCCAGCCCACCUCCCCUAGGAGGCAGAGGGAAGGGGGCUGAGUAGCUGUCAGGCAUGGUCCUCCCCAUCUGCGAUGUGGUGGUAGCCAGGAGGCUGGGCCUGCAUCCGGAAGAGGAUGGUGAGAAGCAGCACUAUGAGGAGGAAGAGGAUGGAGCCACAUACAGCCAAGGCCACGAUUACUUCUGGGUAUUGGGGAAGAAGGGAGAAAGGUGAUGUCAGCGUUCAUUCAACAAAUACCUAUGCGCCUACUCUAUGCCAGGUACAUUUCUGACAACGGGGACACAAAGUUAGUGAACACGAAGUCUCUGCCCCAUGGCGUUCACAUUCUAGAAGAGGGGACCCAAGAGACCAGCAAUGAUAGCAGUGAUCAGUUAGUGACGAACACUAUAAAGAAAAACAAAAUAAGAUAAAGGGAAAGUGAUGGCGAGGUAGGUCGGUCAGGGAAGGCAUCACGGAAGAGGAGGUACUUUGAACAAAGACCUGACGGAAGCCAGUGGGUGGAUAUACUAAGAUCUGAGGGAGGGAUGGGGACAGGAAGUAGGUGCAAAGGCCUUGAUGUGGGGAUAUGCUUGGGAUGCUCUAGAAUCAGCAAGAAAGUCAGACUCACCAGGGCAGAGUAAGUGAGGGGCAAGGAGAGACGAAAACAGAGAAUGAGAUCAAGUAGGGGUGGGAACAAACUUGGGGCCACUGGAAGAUUUUGAGGAGGGGAGUGACAAGACUUGGCUUAUGUUUUCAAAAAAUCAACUCUUUGCCAUGCUGAGAGACUAGCAGGGACAAGAUUAUAAUCAGACCAAAAAAAAAACCUUCGGAAACUUUUUGGGAGUUCAGGAAUGAGAUGAUGGUAGGUUAGUCUAGGAAGGCAAGAGCGUAUAUUUUAAAGGUUGAGUGGAUAGGACUAGUGGGCUGGAGAUGGGGUGUGAGAAAGAGGCUAUCUAAAGUAACUCCUGGCCUAUCCUGUGCAGUGGGUGACUGAUGUGGCAUUUAUUAAGAGGGAAUGUCUACAGGGAAGAACAGAUUUGGAGGAAAAGGCAUUUGGUUUUAGACACAUCAACUUUGCGAUGCCUUAUCUGACAUCCAGGCAGACUUCCAGUUGGCAGCUGGAUACAUGAGUCUGUAGCUCAGACAGGAAGUCAUGGCUGGAGAUGUGAAUCUGUAAGUCACAAUGAAAAGACAGAACUUGGCAAAGAGCUGGAACAAAAAGCUGUGGGGUCAGAUGAAAUCACCUUGGGAGUGGGCAUAGGUGGGGAAAGGGCCAGGGAUGAGCCCCGGGCCACCCACUGCUUAGCAGGGAGGAGAAGCCAAUAAGCUAGCUACCUGUAUGUUAGGAGCAAAACCAGGGGAAGGCAAGAAAAUGUUUAAGGAAGGAGUGAUCAGUGAUGUAAUGCUGCUGAGAAGUGAGAGGAGGUGGCUAAGGUCAUUGAUCACCCUGAAAAGAGUGGCUUCAGUGGAGUGUAAGGUGACACAAAGCUGUCUGAUGUGAGUCUGAGAGAAUGGGUGAGGAAGUGAAGCCAGAGUCUAGGCAACUCAAGGACUUCACUCCAGAAGGGCACAGACAAAUGGAGUAGAGAAGGACAUUGGUCGAAGAGGGUUUUUGUUAAGCUACUGAGAUGGAAGGAUCCAGCAGAGAGAAAAACACUAAGGCACCAGAGGUCCUUGAGGAGGUGGGAGAGAUGGGUCCAGGGCAUAAGCAGAGAGGUGACCUUAAGUGAUGGCUCAUUCACCACGCCAGGUGGGGAAGCAAAGGGUGGCACUCAGAUGCAAGUGAGCUGGCAGAUGUGGUGGGAGGAGAGUGAGACCAUUCUCUCCUGCUUGUUUUUUAUUUUCUCAGUGAUGUAAGACAUAAAGGCAUCACCUGAGGGUUAGGAGCAGGGAGAAGGUAUAAAAUGGUCUCAGUAUCUUAAGGAAAUGCAGUAAGGCAGCUGGAAGUGUGACCACUUGCUCGAGAUUUGUGGACAGAAAUUUAAAGUUGGUCUGGGGUAUAACCAGGACAGAGGCAGACAGCAGCUUACCUGUGUCUGCAGGACCGCUUGUCAGCUGGCACUCCUGCUGCCAGUCCUUGGGCACAACAGGCUCCGUGAGGCGAAGGAAGUCCUGCAGUGGGCAGCGGUGUGGGCAGCCAGGCAGGAUCAGUGGCCAGGGGGCCUUAUUACUCUCAUUCCGGAAGUACAUCUCCACUGAGAAAUUCCUGAAGGUUUCCAGGCAAGAUAGGAGCUGCUCACCAUGCCCAGCACCGAGACCUUGGUCACUUAACGCGAGGAGUGAUUUGCCCUCAACCACCUCCCAGGGGCCCCUCCCAAAGGCAGACUGGUAGCUCCCUCACCCAUUGUCUUCCUGGUGGAGUUCAAAUAUGUGGCAGGAGGCGUAGGGGGCUUGGUGCCCAUUGUAGACAUCCAAUGCCAUUUGCAGAGCGACCAGAGUAGUGUCAUGCUGUAAGGGAGAGGGGCUCCCCAUCAGCACUGCUCCCCCGCACCCCAGAACUGAAUAGAGAAGACAUCCAGCUCCUUCCCUGACAUUAGCAUGCUGGGGCCCAAAGGAGCUUACCGCAGAGUAAAUCAGCAGCUUAGGGACGUGGGAGGUGGUUGCCAUCAGGGUCAGGUUCUCCCGUAUCUGAGCCAGCAGGACUCCUGAAGGAGAAAAGUUCCAUGUAGGUGGCUAUGGCCAUCACUGCCUUCUGGUCAGAGCUAACCACAGUCCUCUACCGCUCCUAGUCCUGGGUCUGAUGUCUGAUCACCAGCACAGAAAGCUCUGUAGGCUCAUGGGAACCAUACAGGAACUCUAGAGCACCCCCUUGCUCUCUAAGAACUUCCAGAUUUACAGAGGGAAGACAGAACAAGAUACCUAUCUAUAUUUCAGUAUAGUUGUGGAAACCUGCCCAUUUAUAAACGAGCUAUGCAGCUCUGCCCACGUUUGGAGAACUACUCCUGUUUGGAACAAAUGUAAAUUUAAGACUGCUUCAAAACACACAAGGUGAUGGCCCCAUCCGAGAGUAGCUCUGCUGUAUGUGUGCUCUGGAAACUACUGAAGUGUCAGCCAGGUUUGAUGGUGGCACGCCUUUGGGUGCUCAAAUCAGAAACCUGGUAUGUGUAUUACCACAGCCUUCUUUCAAAAUGGCCCCCAGUGGGUCUCUGGAGGAAGGUAUUCAUUUAAGGAGAGAGGGAGGGUUUUCUGACAUGGGUGAAACUUAGAAUAUGAGUGGCAGAAAAGAAGCAUGUAAAACUGAUAUGGCCCUGCAGAGACAACAUGCCAAGCCUUGGGAAAACUGGGCAACUGGUGACAAUGAGAUGACUGGGGGGAUCUGGUUGUGAAGGGAACAAACAUUUCAGGCAAAGGAGCUAGUGUGUGAGCAGCUCUCAGGCAGACUUUUGCUGCUGUCAGGUCCUGAGGAGAGGAGUGACAUGCUACUCUUGUCACUCACCCCCCUGAAGCCGGGCCUUCUCCGCCUGCUGGUAGAUCCCGAAGAGGAAGCGGAAGCUGAAAUCCUUUAGUCGGCUCAGACGUUGCAUGGUUUGGAGUGAGGCCCAGGGUGGCAGGGCCAGCCCAUGUGUUCGCUGUGUACCACAGCAGGCAGGUUAGCACCACAGGCCCAGACUAAGCCCUCCCGGGGUAGUUCUCUUCCCCAGCGGGAAGGUGCCUGUGUGUAAGGGAAAAGAGAAGAGAGGAGAGGGGAGGCAAAGGGCCUGGAACCAGUAGACAUGGUGCAGGGUUGAUGCUACAGGGCACAGGAAAGGAAGCUCGGCACAAAAAGUGUGACUUGGCAGAACGGAGUCUGAUACCACGAGAGCUCUGGGUGGAGAGCAGUAGGAACUGCUGACAAUUAAUAAACCAUUUCCCACUCUGAGGUUCUUUUUCACCCGUGAGGGAAGUUCCCUUGUUUCACAAGAAGUGCCUGCUUGGACCACCCCAAUGGGAAUGAUAGCCAGGCAUUGAGUUCUACUUGUCCUGUGACCUAGGCCAGCUGGGGUGGGAGGGAAGAGGCAUCACAGCGGGGACCCUAAGUGGGCUCACCUCACAGAAGAGUGUGUCAUAGACAUUCCAGACAGUCUCCAGUGUCAGGUUGGUAAGCCCUGUCUCGUUGGCCACCAUGUCCAGAAAUUGCUAUGAGAAAUGGAUCAGGGGUCAGGCCUGCCCAGGGGGAAAGGGCAGUCUGAUGACCCGCACCUCAGCCCCCUACUCACUGCAUUCUGGUUACUCUCAUUCUGAUACUCUGGUGUUUGCCGGGUCUCAUUCUGCAGCUGCUCAUAACGAGGACACGGGCCCAGCGGGAACUUCAGCAGCUGCAGAUUGAAGGGGGGAAACAGAGGCAGGGAAGGAGUCUGGGGUCAGCAAGCCCAUGGCCAGAGUUGUCCCCUCACCACCUCCAGGGAAGGGCUGGCCAGUCUUACCCUGUCCUCAGCGACAGGCACAGUGUGGACGGGGAUAGGCUGCCACGAGAUGUUUGGGUUGAAGCGCUGCAUCCCAUCGGGAGGGAAGAGUCCCGCCAGGUUGGCCUCGGCACUCAUGAGGGUGCGGUCAAGGUCUGUGCUUCGAACAUAAACCUACAGAGAUGACAACACAUGAGUCUCACUUCACAGGGAAGGCUCUGGCCCCUCAGUGGGGCCCCAGGGGGAGGACCUGGUCCUGAUCGUUACCCCAUGAAUUAUAAACCCACAAUGCAUCUGGCCUCCCCUCUUCUCUGGUCUUUCCAAGCCUCUUCCCAGCAAAGGCCUGAACACUCAGUUGGGGGCUGUCACCACUCUAAACUCCCGUGGGAAUGGCUCUAGCUCCAACGCCCCUUCCUCCCAUCAAAGUGCUUAGUAAGGCUCUCUGGUCUGUCUGGCUUUAUAACCACACCUGUCUUCCCUAUCUAGACCAGGGCCCGUGAGAGCAGGAACUGUCUCCAAUCACUCCCCACACCCUUGUAUAAACUGGCUUAGAGACCAGGGAAAGGAAAUAAGAUAAGGAACAGAGAUAAUUGCUUGUGAAAAGGGAGGAGGAAGCUGUGGGGAAAGGCAAGAUCAGGGGAGGCUGGGUCUCAAGGGAACAAUAAUAACAUCUAGAUACUCUUGAGGCAGCUGUGGUUGAGGGUGGUAACCAGGGGAACAGCCAUUCCCAUCCCCGGGGUGAGGAGAGGUGGUCAGCAUACUUGCCAGUCUUCCCUGAUGUGCCUAAGUAUGUCUUCCUUGUCACCCUUUAUCUCUUGGCCUGUCUGGUUUAUUAUCUGAUGCCCCCACUGCAGCCUACGCCACAUGAAGUCACAGAUCAUAUCUGUGUGGUGCGCCACUGUAUGCAAGGUGCUAGCACAGUGCUUGACCCUUAGUAGGUACUCCAUGUAUGGAAAGCCCCAAGUUUUCUCAGAGUCUGAAACUACUUUGCCAGGCCCCUCCUUAAAUCUGAACUUGAAUGCUUGAUCUGUUUUUCCUGUUCCAGCCAAGCAGGGGCAACUUGACCUCUAAGGCUUUGUUCUAGACAGCUCUUGGAAGUCUUGUCCUGUAGUUGUAAUGGAAAGCACAGGGUGGAGGCCUGAGUGCCCAGCCUCACCCUGGGGCUCCCUGAGGGCAGAGGGUGAGGUCCAUGGGUCCCAUUCCCUUUGCCUCCUGAGCUCCAAGCCUUACCUCUUGCCGAUGAUAAGAGGUGUUUAGAAAGCCAUGGUACCGCUGCCGUAGAGCCUGGCCCAGCUCCCAGUGUUGAAGCAUCCCCUCCUGUGGGCAAAUCUGAGGGUUAAGAGGGUCCAAGAGGCAAGGGUGGCUCUCAAGUUCCCUGAGGCUUGAGCACUGUUGCUUCCCAAGUCUAGCCCUGGUAGAAGUAGGAGUGGGCUCAUGUGAUCCAGAAAUCAUUUAUUAAGUGGAUGGUUAUGUGUGGGCACAGAGGAAAGUAAAGAAAUAAGGCCAAUGUUAGCACUUCUGUGGGGAAAUGGCAGUUUGGCGGGGCCCCAAGUUCUAUAUCCUAUUCCAGAAGUUAUUUCUUCUGCAGCUUAUCUUGAGGGGAGGACUGGCCUUUGACCCACCUUGGUUAGCUGACCAAACCCCUGGGGCCAAUCUUCUUCCUGAUACGGGUCCUUGGGAUAUGUCUUCACCGGUGAACGAUCUCCAUGUCGGUACAGCUGAGGAAAGAAAAACCAUUUGCUUACAGGUCUGAAAGUGCUCCUUGAAGAGGAGCACAGAGCCCCCUCUGCCCUAUGUUGAGGCAGGAAGCUCACUUGUACCCACUGCAAAAGACCCCAAAUCAGGUGUCAGCAGGUGUUCAAACCAGUUUUUUCCGGUUCAAACCCCUGCUGAGAAUUUGCCUUUCCACGCCCAGAUAUGUUGAAUCAGAAUCUACAUUUUAACAAGAUCCUCUGGUGAUUUUUAUGUAUACAGAAUUUGUUUAAAUAUAUACGUAAGAAUCACCCGGGGAUCUUGUUAAAAAUGUAGAUUCUAAUUCAGUAUAUCUAGCGUGGAAAUGCAAAUUCUCAGCAGGGGUUUGAACCCCUGCGAGUCCAUAACUUCUUCCAGGUCCCAGGGAAUUUUAACUUGGCUAAGCAAUGCCACGGAAACCCCGGUGGCGUAGCGGUUAAGUGCUACGGCUGCUAACCAAGAGGUUGGCAGUUUGAAUCCGCCAAGCGCUCCUUGGAAACUCUAUGGGGCAGUUCUACUCUGUCGGAUAGGGUCGCUAUGAGUCAGAAUUGACUCGACGGCAGGGGGUCUUAAGCAAUGCCACUGGGGACUUUGGGCAAAGCCAAAGGUAAAGGUGGGAAGGGAAAAAGAAAAGCGAAAGCAAUGCAUUCGGUGGAGAAAAGAUCGCCAAAAGCUUCUUCAGGGCAGUCGCCUAUCCGUUCAACCACAUCGCUGUCCCUAGGCAGACUCACCCCGACCUAUAACCCAGGGUGUCAAUCAAUCCUGAAUUCAGCCCCCCAACGCCCCAGGCCAGUCGCCCCCUCCUAAACCAGUUCCUCCUCCGCAGAGACACCGAGCCCCAGCACCAGCCCAUUCCCCGCAGGCGCCUUUGCCCAGUCAGCUCCCACAAAUCCCUUGGUGACCCCGUCUCUCAUUACCAAGGUAACGAAGCGCAGACUGCGGGCCUGGGCGGGUGGCAUCACUAUCAGGUUCACGCCAAGAAGGAGCUGGAGAAGAACCGCUCGGCUCCAACCGGACUGUCUGCCCGCCAUCACCGCUGUUGAGUCUAUUGCUGCAAAGAGGCUGGAACCCACUGGGUGGCACCUGCAGCAGCCGCCCGGACCCAGCCUUAGGGACACAUACCGGAAGUGUGCUCGCCACCAUCUUGCUAAAGGAGCGGGAAAUGAUGGCGGGAGAAGGAGGAAUCCGGGAGGAAACGCGUGUGCGAGGUUCGCGAUCCGGCUGUGGCAGAGGCGCGUGGGAAGGUAGCGCGACCUGAUACAGCAGAAAGGGCUUGAAGACUUGAAGACCUCAUCUUGGUAAAGAAGGUUAUGAGUUCGGGUAUGCCUCCGCAAAGAGACCCCCAUACCAAGGUGGCGUUUGCAGUGGCAGGGACGGUGGCCCGGAGAGCGAGCGCGCUCCGGCCCGGGUGCUGCUGGACCGGUUGUCCAGAGCCAAAAUCAAACAAAACCAAAACCGUUGCCUUCUAGUCGAUGCCGACUCGUGGUGACCCUAUAAAACAAACAAACAAAACCCGUUGCCGUCACUCGAUUCUGACUCAUAGCGACCCUAUAGGACAGAUCCUAUUCUGCCCCAUAGAGUUUCCAAGGAGCCCCAUGGUGGAUUCAAACUGCCGACCUUUUGGUUAACAGCCUUAGCACUUAACCACUACGCCACCAGGGUUUCUGGUGACCUUAUAGGACAGAGUAAAACUGCCCCUUAGGGUGUCCAAGGGUGUAAAUCUUUAAUGAAGCAGAGUGCCAAAUUUUUUUCCCCGCGUGUGGCUGGUGGGUUUCAACCGCCGACCUUUUGGUUAGCAGCGGAGCACUUAACCACUGCACCACCAGGACUCCUCUCCAGAGCCGGAGCAGGGUGCCAAAUGGGGGUGAGAGGUGGUAUAGGGUGCCCUUCUCCAUGUCCCUGCCUUUGGGUGGAGUGUGAGCCUUGGGCUGGGUUCUGUUUUCCCGGAAAGGUCUUGUUCAGGGUGCAGGGCACAGCGUGUAAACAGUCCUCUGAACUCCCUCUAACCUUGAUAUUGGUCCCAGUCUAGACUACUGCUCCUGCCCAGAGCAAAGCUGCUGAAGCCCUCGCGUUUACCUUUCCAGCCCUUUUUCUGCCCUCCCACCUGCCCACUUCCAAGUUUUAAUUAGAAUCAAGAUGUCCAGUGGCUCUUCCCAGAGGAGUUGAGUUGCACAGGGUGUUCAGAACUUCCAAAGCAAAAGCAGUGAAUUCCCAGGGAAAGAAUUUCAGACCAGUAGAGGAGAUAUUUAGGGGUCAGAGACAAGCACAUAGCAUAAAGUGGGAGUACGUGGGGUUUGGCAGAAUCAGAGCCUUUCCUGACAUUGGCCCUUAGAAUUCAGGCAUAGCCAAUUUGGCCUCAGGGCUUUGUGACUCUGAGCUUGAAGUGAUACAUGCUCCAGGAAAGUUAGAUCUUAGCCCCUUGGGAUGCCUUGAUUCAGAAGCAGAUCACCUUAGAUCAUCGGAGGAAACAAAACCUGAUGGGAACUAUCUGGGAAAGGCCGGGUAUUUAAUCUUGCCCCAGGUCUCCAGGGUCAAUUAUUUGAUGUACCUCAGGAUCCAAAAUUUGCUUCCAGGGUUGUCGUGGAAGAGGCUGGGAGGAAUAGACUAUGAGAACAAGCCGUAAGUCCCUUUGUGAAUCAGAUGAAAAUUUAGUCCCCUCUCCUCCAGAAAAACGGCCCACAAACAAAUGGAAUUUUGCAUAUAAUUCCAAGAGUUUCCGGAAGGCUGCCCAUAAAUCAGCAUCUCUGGAUCCCUGAUCUAACCUAGUCCCCUUAGUUUAGAGAGAAGGAAACAAGUGCAGAGAGAGCAACUUGCCUAAGGUCACACAGUUCAGGAGGAUGGAUUAAAACUCAAGUUUUCUGAUAUCCUUUCAAAUAGUUUUUAUGAUGGGCUCUUUCCCGCAGGCUACUCAAACUGCAUUGUGAAACUCUAUAUUUUAGUGACCCCAAAGUGCCUUCAAUAAAGAGGUUUCUAACAAAGGAAACCUAUUAUUAGUGAGGUGUGUGUGUGUGUGUGUGUGUGUGUUUCAAUGUGCCUCUUACACUGUCCUUGUAAACUAGCAGACCAUUUUGCCUUCAGAAUGUAAAUCUUUGGCUCACUAAAUUUUAGGAAAUAGACCAAAAAUCCCUCAAAUUCAUCUUUUGCUUUUCUUUCUACUUAAGUAUGUUUAUAUCCUUUGUGCCUGCAAAUAUCUCAUGUAGGAGAGAAUGAUGUAGCAGAUACUAUUUCGGUUAUUAUUUAAAAAAAGAAAAAAAAACCCGUUGCUGUUGAGUUUAUUCCAACUCAUAGUGGCUCUAUAAGACAGAGUAGAGCUACCCUAUACGGUGUCCAAGGAGUGGCUGAUGGAUUUGAACUGCUGACCUUUUGGUUAGCAGCUGAGCUUUUAACCACUGCACCACCAGGCUCAAUUAUUAUAGUGACAGACAAUUCCGGAGAGAGUGAGGAUUACACCGUAAGUACUUUAAAUGUAGGGCCAGGGGCUAGCCUUGGACUCUUGACCCCCAGCUUCUGCAUAUUUUCUACCAGAUGAUCCUGGUAGAUGCAAAACAAAACAAACCAAGUAGAUGAGUAGAUUGAUAGAUUCAUGGGCUCUCCCCAGGCCACACAAAUCAGUCACUGAAGGUGAGGCCAGGUUUGGGAACCACUGCUCCACCCUGGGAAGACCUGGUGGCGUAGUGGUUAAGAGUUUGGCUGCUAACCAAAAGGUUGGUAAUUUAGAUCUACCAGGUGCUCCUAGGAACCCUAUGGGGCAGUUCUACAGCAAUGGGUUUGGCUUGUUUUUUUGGCUGUACCCUGUGUUGGCAAAAGUGAGCCUAAGUCCAGGUGAGGUACCAUUUUUCCCAUCUGGGGAGGCAGUUGUUCGCUUUUAUUAUUUAUUUAUUUAUUUAAAUGACCUUUGAGUCAGCUCCAUGUGUAUUCAAAGUUGAUCUUUGCCCCUUGCUAGUAACUAUCUCCUAGGGUUAUUUUGAGGAUAAAUGGAAUAAUACGUGUCAAAAUAAGUGCAUGUCAAACCAAACCCACUGCUGUCAAGUCGAUUGCGACUCAUAGCGACCCUAUAGGACAGAGUACAACUGCCCCAUAGGGUUUCCAAGGGGCACCUGGUGGAUUCAAACUGCCCACCUUUUGGCUAGCAGCCGACCUUUUGGUUAGUAGCCGUAGCACUUAACCACUGUGCCACCAGGGUUUCCUAAGUGUAUGUAGUAGGAUGUAAAUAAAUGUUACUUUUCCUUUAUGCUUUCCUUGUCACCUCUGAACUCAUAGGCCUGGGUACCAGAAAUUCCUGGGCUCUUCUCUUGUGAUUGGGGGCUUGGCCAGAAGUCAUUCGAGUACGUACCCAGGGGCUUGCAAGAUGGCCCCCACACUUUGCACCUUUCCAGAAUGGUGAAGGAGGGAACAAGCAGCAGUUGCCCAAGUCCCUGCAAACCUUACCUAGUGGCCUGCUUCGUGGGAAUUUGAGUGCUUUCAAGGGGUUUAUCCUGUAGUGCACGUGUGAUUGUAGGCUGGUGAACACUUCUGUUUUUGCUGCAAGGAGAAGCCCUGAAGUCCUGGGAUCAGAAAUGUGACUUGGGAGACAUCCUGGGGAUGUUGCUUCCUCUGGGAGCCAAGGAAACAGGAAAAGCCCCGUGGGACUGGCAGGCCUUGGACCUAAUACCUCCUGUGGGCUAGUGGGACUAUGCCACAGAGGUAGGGCUGGCAAGGCAGGACAUGUGAUUUCCACUGCCGAUCACAUGACCACUUGCCCUAGCCUGGGGGAGAAGUUCCUGUGGUUGGUCUCCAGAUGCUCCAUGGAGACAUCUGCAACAAGUUUUGGUAUUAUCCCAUCUUCCUCUUCCUGGGGGACUUCUGAACCCCUUGGAACCUGAGGGGGCAGCUCUAGCAGUGAAGUACUAGUAAUGCUUUCUCUUCUACAUGAGGUGAGGCUGACUCCCUGCCUUGGAGAGAUGGUGCCUGUCAUGAAUUGAAUUGUGUCCCCCCAAAAAUGUGUCAGCUUGGUUAGGCCAUGACUCCCAGUAUUGUGUGGUUGUCCUCCAAUUUGUGAUUGUAAUUUUAUGUUAAGAGGAUUAGGGUGGGAUCCUAACACCACUCUUACUCAGGUCACCUCCCUGAUCAUUGUAAAGGGAGUUUCCCUGGGGUGUGGCCUGUGCCACCUUUUAUAUCUGAAGAGAUGAAAGGGAAGCAACUAGAGAGUUGGAGAUCUCAUACCAACAAGAAAGGAGUGCCAGAAGCAGAGCAGGGCCUUUGGACCUGGGGUUCCUGCACCUGAGAAGCUCCUUGACCACAGGAAGAUUGAUGACAAGGCCAACAGAGAGAGAAAGCCUUCCCCUGGAGCUGACACCCUGAAUUUGAACUUUUAACCUAUUUACUGUGAGAAAAUAAACUUCUCUUUGUUAAAGCCAUCCACUUGUGGUA